AUGGACUGGCUCCCGGCAGAUAAUGGGACCAUUAUUCAUAUUUCAGCAUCCAGUACAAGGGUUAUAAAGGGCAAUGCAUGUGUUGAAAAAUAUUCUUGGAGUUAAGCUUGUAGUAUUGCAAACUCAAAAAUGGACAGGAAACAUGGGAAAUACGUAGUAAAUGUUGAACAGUCUGAAAACCAACCGCCAAUCACAUGUUCAAAUGACCAAGAGGUUCACAACUCUGCAUGCUGGCGUCCACUUUCACGUGACAUAACCUGUGAUAUCUCUUCCAACUCAACUGGGGUCUGCGUGGGCCCAGGAGUCCUUGGACAUUCAGGAUACCCACAAACAGAAUCAUCCCAUACCCAGGUGAAAAGAAAUUGCCAUAAUUGGACUCUGUGGAACAUCUUUUUGGCUUGUCUCUUAGCCUGUGUGAUAACAACAGCAAUUGGAGUCCUCAUAAUAUGCCUGGUGAAUAACAGAGGAAAUGACAACUCUUCCAUUGUUAUCAAGGUAUCCCCAAAUGAUGGGGAGCCUGUAACUGCUAUUCAUGGAAAAACCUCUGCUGCUCCUCAACCCACAGUGACCACCAUGUCGUCAACUGAACCUACAACUGUAGCCACUUCGAAAGACUCUACAACCAUUUCAACGUCUACUGAAUCUACAGCCACAAUAGCCGCAACCACCACUUCAACUGCACCUACAACCUCCACACGUUCAACUGAACUUACUGCCACAACAGCCAUCACUCCUACUUCAACUAAAACCAGAGAAGCUACCAGUUAA
Molecule: messenger RNA, 768 nt
Organism: Myotis brandtii (Brandt's bat)
Lineage: Eukaryota; Metazoa; Chordata; Mammalia; Chiroptera; Vespertilionidae
Gene: DYNAP
Product: dynactin associated protein
Exons: 4
Biological process (GO): activation of protein kinase B activity
Cellular component (GO): Golgi apparatus; plasma membrane
Source: RefSeq, a predicted model, not a curated record